CACCAUGUAAUUAUCAUCAUAAAAUUAAAAUUAGAAUACAAAUUUAAUAAAAAGCUCUCCUUAUUUAAAUUUCUUUUUCUUUUUCUUUUUCUUUUUCAAUUAAAAUUGUAUACAGUGGUGUAUUGUAUUUUGUUCCACUUUAUUGUUGGUUUCAAAUUUGAAGCUUCGAAAUCUGAGUCUGAGGGAAAAAGGCAAAAAGCAGAGGGAGGGAGCAAUGGCGGAACACAAGAACCGCUGGAGCUGGGAUGUCACCGGAUUCGAGCCUUGGAAGUCCUCGCCGUCGUCCUCGCCGCCGGUCGAUCAAGUCGAUCGGAAACCUACUGCGCCACUUGUGAGACGCUACUCCGUUUCGCCCUCGUCUGUUCUUCCUCCGCAGUCAAAGCAGUCCACGGCAUCCAAGGUUCAGCGCCUGCAGGAAAGGCUCAAGCUUGCUAAAGAAGACCAUUUGCAGCUCAGACAUGAAGUGAGUGAACUUCAAGAAUAUUCAAAUGCAAAACUUGAUCGAGUUACACGAUAUCUUGGUGUUCUUGCUGAGAAAACCCGAAAGCUAGAUCAAGUUGCGCUUGAAACUGAAGCAAGAAUAUCUCCAAUAAUCAAUGAGAAAAGGAGAUUGUUCAAUGAUUUAUUGACAUCUAAAGGAAAUAUUCGAGUAUUUUGCCGGACAAGGCCGUCAUUUGAAGAUGAAGGUCCCUCAGUUGUUGAAUUUCCAGAUGACUACACAAUUCGUGUAAAUACUGGUGAUGAAUCCUUGUCCAAUACAAAGAAAGAUUUUGAAUUUGACCGGGUCUAUGGACCUCAUGUUGGACAAGCUGAAUUAUUCAAUGAUGUUCAACCACUGGUGCAGUCAGCUUUGGAUGGAUAUAAUGUUUCCAUAUUUGCAUAUGGACAAACCCAUUCUGGAAAGACACAUACUAUGGAAGGAUCAAGCUAUGAUCGAGGUUUAUAUGCGCGAUGUUUUGAGGAGUUGUUUGAUUUAGCCAAUUCAGAUACAACCUCUACUUCUCAAUAUAAAUUUGGCGUUACAGUUUGUGAGCUCUACAAUGAACAGACAACAGACCUGCUUUUGGAGUCAGGAAAAAGUAUGCCUAAACUCUGCUUUGGAUCACCUGAAUGUUUUGUAGAACUGGUGCAGGAAAAAGUUGACAACCCUCUGGAGUUCUCUAGGUCUUUGAAAGCCGCAUUUCAGAGUCGAGGAAAUGAUUUAUCAAAGAUUAAUGUAUCUCAUUUGAUUGUCACAAUACACAUAUUUUACAACAAUAUGAUCACUGGUGAAAAUUCAUAUAGCAAACUCUCUUUGGUUGACUUGGCUGGAAGUGAAGGUUCAAUAACAGAAGAUGAUAGUGGUGAGCGUGUCACAGAUUUGCUGCAUGUUAUGAAAUCACUUUCAGCAUUGGGUGAUGUUUUAUCUUCUUUAACAUCAAAGAAGGAUGUCAUUCCUUACGAAAAUUCUGUGUUAACAAACCUCCUUGCUGAUUCACUUGGGGGGAGUUCAAAAACCUUGAUGAUUGUUAAUGUGUGUCCAAAUUUUUCAAACUUAUCUGAGACAUUAUCAUCGCUCAAUUUCUCUACCAGAGCUCGAAAUGCUGUAUUAAGUCUUGGGAACCGAGAUACAAUAAAGAAGUGGAGAGACAUUGCAAAUGACGCCCGUAAGGAGUUGUAUGAUAAUGAAAAAGAAAUCCAUGACCUGAAGCAAGAGGGUCUGCGGCUCAAGCAAGCACUUAAAGACGCAAAUGAUCAGUGUGUUUUACUCUUCAAUGAAGUACAGAAGGCGUGGAAAGUUUCUUCUGCUUUGCAGACAGAUUUGAAGUCAGAGCAUAUUUUGCUGUCAGAUAAACAUAAGAUAGAGAAAGAACAAAAUACUCAGCUUCGAAGUCAAGUUGCUCAACUGUUAGAGUUGGAGCAAGAUCAGAAGUUGCAGAUACAACAGCAAGAUUCAACAAUCCAAACUUUGCAGGAUAAAAUUAAAACCCUUGAAACUCAACUCAAUGAGGCUGUUAAACUGAGCAAAACUAGGUCAACUUCUGCCUCAGAACCAGAAUCUGAAGCUCUAUCCGAUACCAGGCCAACUGCAGAUGCUGUGGAUUCUUCUGCAGUAACUAAAAAACUAGAAGAGGAACUCAAGAAACGUGAUGCUCUUAUUGAGAGGUUGCAUGAGGAAAAUGAGAAACUGUUUGAUAGAUUAACUCAGAAAACAUCUGCUGCUCAAUCACCUCAGCUGUCAAGUCCAUUAUCUCGAGGAUUGGUUAAUGUUCAGCCUCAAGAUAUCGGGAGGAAUGGAACCAGCAACAAUACAAGAUCUCGUUCUGUGGAUGUCCCUCCUCCAUCUUUGGCCACUGAUAAGAAUGAUGGCACAGUUGCUUUGGUUAAAUCUGGCUCCGAAGUAGUUAAGACUACCCCUGCUGGUGAAUAUCUUACUACCGCCCUGAAUGACUUUGAUCCAGAUCAAUAUGAUGGGCAUGCUGCCAUUUCUGAUGGUGCAAACAAGCUUUUGAUGCUGGUGCUUGCUGCUGUCAUCAAAGCUGGUGCCUCUCGAGAGCAUGAGAUACUUGCUGAAAUUAGGGAUGCUGUUUUCUCUUUUAUCAGGAAAAUGGAACCGAAGCGAGUAAUGGACACUAUGCUUGUUUCCCGUGUUAGAAUCCUGUAUAUAAGAUCUUUGCUUGCCAGAUCUCCAGAGUUACAAUCAAUUAAGGUCUUGCCAGUUGAGUGCUUUCUUGAGAAGCCUAAUACUGGACGCAGCAGAAGUUCCAGCCGGGCGAGUAGUCCUGGAAGGUCUCCUGUGCAAUAUGUUGAUGAGCAGAUCCAAGGAUUUAAAGUGAAUCUAAAGCCAGAUAGGAAGUCCAAAUUUUCAUCUGUUGUGUUGAAGAUACGUGGGAUUGAUGAGGACAUAUGGAGACAGCAGGUAACUGGUGGAAAGCUUAGGGAAAUUACCGAGGACGCCAAAGGUUUUGCUAUUGGAAAUAAGGCUCUUGCUGCGCUUUUUGUACAUACCCCUGCAGGUGAGCUGCAGCGUCAAAUUAGAUCCUGGCUUGCAGAGAACUUUGACUUCCUAUCUGUUACUGCAAAUGAUGCUUCGGGGGGAUCAACUGGUCAGUUGGAACUUCUUUCAACUGCAAUAAUGGAUGGUUGGACGGCUGGACUUGGUGCUGCUAUGCCUCCCCAGACUGAUGCCCUUGGCCAGCUAUUAUUUGAAUAUUCAAAACGUGUCUAUUCUUCUCAACUACAACACUUGAAGGAUAUUGCUGGUACCUUGGCAAUGGAAGAGGCUGAAGAUGCGGCACAAGUAGCGAAGCUGCGUUCGGCUCUAGAGUCUGUUGAUCACAAAAGAAGAAAGAUUCUGCAGCAAAUGAGAAGUGAUGUGGCUUUAUUGACAUUGGAAAAGGGCGGUUCAUCUAUUCAAAAUCCUUCUACUGCAGCCGAGGAUGCACGAUUAGCAUCUCUCAUUUCUCUUGAUGGCAUAAUAAAGCGAGUCAAGGAUAUAACGAAACUUUCUUCUGUGAAUAUCUUGAGCAAAAGUAAGAAAAGAACAUUCCUGGCUUCUCUUGACGAACUAACAGAACAGAUGCCUUCACUCCUUGAGAUUGACCAUCCAUGUGCUCAGAGGAACAUAGCAGAAGCUCGUCGAAUGGUUGAGUCAAUUCCAGAAGAAGAUGACUCCGUUCAAGAUCUACAACAGGCUCGUAGGUUAUCAAUGGAUCCUGGCUCUGGAUCCGAAAUUGAUGUAGCACAGUGGAAUGUGCUACAAUUCAAUACAGGCACUUCCUCACCAUUUAUAAUCAAAUGUGGAGCAAACUCUAGUUCAGAACUAGUCAUUAAAGCUGAUGCACGAGUUCAGGAACCUAAAGGUGGUGAGAUAGUGAGGGUUGCCCCUAGACCAUCCAUACUGGAAAAUAUGAGUUUGGAUGAAAUGAAACAGAUAUUUGCAGAACUACCCGAGUCUCUAAGCUUGCUUGCCCUAGCAAGAACAGCAGACGGUACGCGAGCCCGGUAUUCUAGAUUAUAUAAGACCUUGGCUUCAAAGGUUCCAUCACUUAAGGAUCUGGUCAAUGAACUUGAAAAGGGGCGGUGAGAACAUAACCUUCAAAGGGCUAAGGUGUUUUCAUCUUCCAAGUUGUAUACGUGCCUCCAAUUAAGUUUGCAUUGCAUAUUCGUUGUCUUGCGUUUGCUUUAUUCUUUGGGAGGCCAAAUGUAAUGUAUGUACCAUAUACUCGAACCUCUUGCAAUUUAUUAGUGGUAAUUAUCUUUCUAUUUUUUUUA
Molecule: messenger RNA, 4254 nt
Organism: Arachis duranensis
Lineage: Eukaryota; Viridiplantae; Streptophyta; Magnoliopsida; Fabales; Fabaceae
Product: kinesin-like protein KIN-14B
Exons: 23
Coding region: 215-4066 (1283 amino acids)
Biological process (GO): microtubule-based movement
Molecular function (GO): microtubule binding; ATP binding; microtubule motor activity
Source: RefSeq, a predicted model, not a curated record